Molecule: messenger RNA, 5445 nt
Organism: Synchiropus splendidus (mandarinfish)
Lineage: Eukaryota; Metazoa; Chordata; Actinopteri; Syngnathiformes; Callionymidae
Gene: mbtps2
Product: membrane-bound transcription factor peptidase, site 2
Exons: 11
Coding region: 215-1714 (499 amino acids)
Biological process (GO): membrane protein intracellular domain proteolysis; regulation of response to endoplasmic reticulum stress
Cellular component (GO): membrane; cytoplasm
Molecular function (GO): protein binding; metalloendopeptidase activity
Source: RefSeq, a predicted model, not a curated record
GCAUGAAGCGACGGAGCAGAAGAAGACUCAGGAGGAAACGACUGUUGACAGCAGUGACGAGGUUCAUUCACCGAGUGUUCGCACCUGGAACAUCGUUUACCUGCUGUUAAUCCGGCCUGCGCCGUGUCUCCCAGCGGACACUGGAGGCUCGCUCUGCGGGGAGGAGGAGCGAUGUAGUCGGCGUGGCGGGGUCGGUCGUGACUGUUGCUGCACCAUGAUCCCGGUGCCGCUGCUGGUGUGUGUGAUGGCGGGCUGGUGCGCCGUGUACCUGGCCGACACGCUGCUCAGGUCUUCGGUGACACACCGGAUCAGCUACGAGUCAUGGCUGGCGACUCGAGGACUGAUGGUGUCGCCCUUCCACGUGAGGUGGCAGACCACCAUGUUCAACCGGCUGUUCGCCUACUGUGCCCGGAUCAACCCACGGACGCUGUACCUCUGGUUCAACAGCGGCCUGGUGUUCGGUCUGGUGGCGAUGCUGGGGUCCGUGGUGUUGCUGAUCAAGACGCUCCAGCAGACCGUCGCCCAGAUGACCACUGACAACCCUCGUAUUGGAGGACAGCAGACCCUGCAGGUGGUGGUUCCUGGAGUGAACAUCCCCACCAGCCAGCUGGGUUACUUCUUCGUGGCUCUGCUGCUCAGUGGAGUCAUUCAUGAGCUGGGUCACGCUGUCGCAGCGCUGAGGGAACAAGUCCGGGUCAACGGCUUUGGGAUGUUUGUGUUCGUCAUGUACCCCGGAGCUUUCGUGGACCUCUUCACCACACACCUCAACAUCAUUUCCCCGACUCAGCAGCUCCGAAUCUUCUGUGCCGGUGUUUGGCACAACUUCGUCCUGUGUGUGGCAGCGUUGGCCUUCCUCUUCCUGUUGCCCGUCUUCCUGUUUCCCAUGUACACCACCGGUGUCGGAGCGCUGGUCACCGACGUGGUUCAGGGCUCAGCUGCUGAGGGCCCGCGGGGUCUCUCAGUGGGAGAUAUAGUCACGGGCCUGGAGAACUGUGCGGUCAGAGGAGUGGAGGAUUGGACCAGCUGCCUGUCUCACCUCUCUCACACGCCUCAGACCGGCUACUGCGUCCCUGUCGCCAGCCUGCAGCCCAGCUGGGCCCACGGACGAGCCUUCAAGCGUUUAGACGGCACGAUGGACUGCUGCAGCAACAACAGCCUGACUGACCUCUGCUUCUCCUACAUCAAGCCCCAGAGCCACGGCAGCAGAGAGCGAGAGUACGCCUGCAUGCCAGUGCGCAAGAUGGUGACGGGAACCCGGGUGUGCCACUCGGACGCCGACUGUGCCGCUCACUCCCACGCCGCCAGUGUCUGUGUCACGCCUUCGCUGGAGAACCAGACGCGCUUCAUCCGUGUCACUCACCCCCCCAGCACGCACAUGCUGUUUGUGGGAUACCCGCCGCACCUCCAGUACGCCGUGAGUUUGACCAACUUCGUCCCCCGGUUUGGUUUCCUCGAUCUGGAUCUGCCCGUCUUCCUGGAGACUUUCUGCAAAUACGUGGUUUCCCUCUCUGGCGCAUUAGCGGUCGUCAACUCAGUGCCGUGCUUCGCGCUCGACGGCCAGUGGAUGCUCAACGCCUUGCUGGAGGCCACGCUGGUCACCGUGGUAACGGACCGCCAAAAGCGGGAGCUGAUUGGUUUCUUCCUGCUGCUGGCGGGGAGCGCCCUGCUGGCGGCCAACGUGGCCCUGGGUCUGUGGAUGGUCACGGCACGAUAGCCGCGGAGCUCCACUAGCGUGACACGACGACUGCCGAUCAAACAAAACCUCUGAGACCAGACUCAUUUGAGCUCCAUGGACCUUUUUAACUGUGAGAAGGACCAGAGUCGAGCGCGCCCGGACUGUUGAGCAGAACCAAGCCAUUACUGGAUCACAAGGGAACAGGAUUCUUCUACUUAAUACCGCCUUAUAAAGAAGAACACACAAUCCAAAAGCACUUUUCAGUUCUAAACUGACUGUUAUCACGUCAACACUUCCGUGAAAGCCACCCAAAGCUUGGUUCUUGUCGAGCGCCUGAGUGUGUUGUAUCGUGUCGGUGUCACAGGGAAACACAAGUUUGUGAAUGCAUGGCGGCGCAACGACGUUCCACCACCGAAAAAAGAAGAAAAAAAAAAGCUUUUUGAUUCACUUUUGUGAAACAUCUUUGUCUUGUCUGUGAAUAUGUGCUUGUGUUCUUUGUUGUUUCUCAAGCAUCAAUAAAAUAAUUUUGUUUUUUUUAAAGGAAUGUAAAUGUCUCCCUUGAAGUUCCAGUUUUUUAAAGAUGCCCUUGAGGUGACAGCUUAUCAUUUAGAGGGUGUUUCCUGCAGACAUGUACGUAUAGAUGGGAGGAAAUGUGUGUUUAUGCUGCAGCAGCAGACACCUCUGUCAGCAGCUCUCACAGUUGGUGUCUUUAUCUCGGAGAAUUUGGCAACUGAGUGGGAGGAACAGGCCUGUUGCCCAAGAGUGAUUACAUUUGACUGAUCUGUUUGUGUUUGUGUGUCACCGAUCUGACGCUGGAGGUUCUGGAAGAAUGUGAGCUCCAGUUUCAGGCCACAAUUCAUGUGGAUAACAUCACACUUGUAAGUGAUCCAAGCCUCUUUUGUUGUUGUCGUCUUUGCUCGCUGUUCUUCUGCCUACUGUGGUAACCUGUUGGUCACAGAGACAGGUGGGGUGGUGCCUUCAGGUGCUCUCCAAAUUCAGGAGUCAAGCCAAUUAUAUAAAAAAAAAAAAUGUUGCCAUUGGGUUGCGAGCAGGCACCAGCAGUUAAGGGGCCUGGUCUUCCAGGUUGACAGAGAGGCACCAUCUCACCAUUCACACCUCCUUUAACUAGUGUCAUUGAGAUCGUUCUUGGUCUCGAGACCGAUCUCAAGGCCACUUUUUAGGGUCUUGGUCUUGACCUGGGCAGACUCUGGAUUUGUAUUCAAUACUGGUCGGGACAGAGAGAAAUGUUCAUCAUUAGCAAAAGAUGGAUUCUGGCUUUUUGUUCAGUUUUGUUGUUGUUAUAUUUAUCACGGGUCUCAAACCGAUCCACAAAAGGGCCACUGUGGGUGUGCAUGUUUUUGUUGCUAACUACCGCAACACCCAUACGGUUUCUAGAGAUUGUUGUUUGUCAGACAGGUGCGGCUUGUUUCAACUGACACCUGAGUGGUUAAGCAGUGUGUGCCUGCACCCGCUUGUGGAUUGUGUUUGAGACUCCUGAUAUAUAUACUGUAUGUACUGUCCUGGUCUUGUCUCAGUGUCCAUCCUCUCCAGUCUCAAUAAUGCCUUGGUCUCGGCUGGUGUGGUCUUGACUUAUCCGUCGCUGUGUCGCGGGGGCAGCAGCUUUAAAAGGUCACGCCAGCCGCGCUUCUCCUGGGCAACAUCCACCAGCUCCAACUAGGGAUCCUGAGACGCUCCUAGGCCACUGAAGAGAUAUAAUCCCUCCUCUUGGUCCUGGGUCGACUGCUCAGUCUCCUCGGAGCUGGCCGUGCCAGAAACACCUUCAAAGGGAGGGAGCAUCAUCAUGAGAAACCGCCUCAUCUGGCUCCUUUUCAUGCAGAGAAGCAGCUGCUCUACUCCCAGUCUUUCCCGAGUGACUGAUCGGCCACCUGUUGAAGGAAACUCAUUUGAGCUGCAAGAUCUUUCCAUCAUGAUCCAGAGCCCAUAACCAUAGGUGACGAAGACUGAUCGGUAAAUGGAGAGCUUUGCCUUUUGGCUCAGCUCUCUUUUACACACAUCAGCCCCUGAAGUUGGGAGAAAAAAGUUGGUCUAUCAGCAGGGGGCGAUCUAAGGUUAGUGGAGUGGAGCAACAACAUGGCAGACUGGAGGUAGAUUGGAACGACAAUAGAGCUACAAAAGCUCUAGACAUCACCGUCUCUUGGUCCAUCAGAUCCUUCCGAGGAACAAUCAGCUCGGUGAGUCAUGCGUGCUGCUGCUACUAUCAUUUUCUCUUCCAUGUUGUUAUCUGGUUGGUGGCUUUUCCCUCUCUGCAUGUCUCUGUAAAUUCAGACUGUAUCAAUGUCAGCAUUUCAUGAGACAAAUGUUGCCUCAAACGUGUCACUUGAAACGCAGUACAGCUCCGACCCGUCGCCUCCAAACACGUCGCCCGCUCCUUCCUUUUAGAAUGACAGUUUGUUGCCCAUCAUCUUACCUCUGUAUUGACAUGGUAGAUGCACAUUGCUGUGGACUGUCGUGGACUGUCUUGUUCCUUGCUUACACCUGGUGAGCACAGGGGCAGUAGGAUCAUCACGCCACCUGCUAAAGCUUAGCUUUGUCCUUUGGCUCAGCUCUUUUCCACGUCCUCCUAUAACCAUUGUGACUGAAGCUGCUGCAUUUAUGUAGUGCUUCUCAUGCGCUUUACACAAUAAAAUGUAUAGAUAAAGAUGUUGAAAAUCAUCUUGAACUCUCAACAAACCCGCCGAACAUCCAUCUCUGUUGGAGGUUCACAUAGUGGUCAUGGGCGAGCGCUUUAAUCCAAAUGAUGGCCCCAGAUCAUAUCCCUAGUUCUGCGGUCCAUAGUGGCAGCGCACAAGAAAUGAAACGCUGUAUUUUGCCAUAAGAAUCAUAAAAACAACUACAUCUAAAGCCAGACAUUCAGCAAAUACAGCGACACUGACAAGGUCUUUAGUUUUACUCUCUUCCGUAGAUGUGGGUUGUAGUUGCUAAAACGACCUUCAAGAGAUAUAUAAACCAAUAAAAGGAUGUUAAACUUGAUUCUGAAACGCACAUUAAAAUGACUUCAAAAUCAAUGUGCUGGAGGAACGUUCAGCACCAGUCCACCGAGGAUAUCUCCUCUUGAACAGGUGGAAUUUUGAGAGCUCAGCAGCUGAACAUCUAACACUGAGAGACAGACAACAACCAAGUUGCGCUGCCACAGAACUGAGCUGGCAAAAGUAAGGAUUGAUGAAUAUCCGAUCAGAAAAUUCUGUCACCUAUAAAGUGGCUGCCAUUGUUACUGUUUCAACUUCCAAACUUGUUAGUCCACUUCAGGCACCUGCAGAUGCUCUCCUCCAUGACACUCAUGGAACCUCCUCUUUCUGCCAUUGUUGUCCGCGUGGUUUUCACGCUCCCGCUUCCUCCCCACGAGCAGUUAGCGGCUGUGCAGCAGUCGCCCCCAAAAUGAUUCCUUAAAGUGCCAACAGGAGGUCGGGUAACACCAGGGUAAACAAUAGCUGCGCGGUUCAAGCGUCGGCGCGAUGUUUGUUUUCCCAUCCAAGGCUGCGGGCCAAGUGUGGGCCUGUCAAUCCAGUCGGAUGUGUUCUGACUUGUUUUCACAGGCAUCACCAUCAUUCCAUUAAUCGAUUUUUAAUCUGAUUUCACCGCGGUCCACUGAUUGUCUGGUCUGAUCAGCACAUUGGGACCAAAGCAGAUUAGAGCGGCGUCACAAGGGCAGCUUCUGAAGACCCCAACGCAUGAAGCUCCGGCUUCUUCCUCCAUACAUUCAUGAUGAGACAGUAGCUGCCGUUAAUAUUGGACGCCUGGAACCUUGUUUC